AUGGACAUUCCACCAUUUCCCAUAUUAGCAAUACUCUAUACAGUGAUAGCAUCAUUGGUGUUCAAUUUACAUCUAUGCAAUGGUAUCUAUUUUCCAUUGGUACACCAGAAGCACAAAUACUACUCUAAACAUGAUGAAAUCUAUGCAAAAGUUAAUACCUUAACUUCCAUAGCAAGCACACUUUCCUUUGAUUACUACAGCCUUCCUUGCUGCAAACCAAAAGAAGAAAUCAUUCAAAGUCGAGAAGAGAAUUUGGGAAUGCUUCUUAUGGGAAAAAGAAUCCGUAAUUCUCCUUACCGGUUCCGAAUGAAUACUAGUGAAUCACUUUACUUGUGUACUUGGCAUCCAUUGAGCAAAGAAGAAGCAAACAUGUUGGUGCAGAUGAGCCAUGAUUUAUAUCAAACCAAUAUGAUUCUUGAUGGCCUCCCUGUUCUAAGGAUUAUUGGUGUUGGAGAUGUCCAAAUUAAGUUUAUGGGAUUCCCAUUGGGCUACUACUCUACUCUGGAUUUCAAUUACUACAUUGUAAAUCAUCUCAAGUUUAGAAUCUUAAUCCAUUCUAUUGAUGUUGAUGGAGCCUUGAAAAUGGAAGUAGUUGGAUUUGAAGUGGUUCCUUGCAGCAUCAAGCAUGAUCACCGAGCCAUUUCUCAACUGCAAAUGCAUGAUAGAAUCAACCAUAGUAUCUGUGAAUCACCAGAGCAUGAGCCCCAGGUGAUCCUUGAGAAUGAGACAGUGUCUUUCACUUACCAAGUUGAAUUUGUGGAGAAGAAUGAGUUGAGAUGGAGCUCAAGAUGGGAUGCAUAUUUGCAGGAUGAACCAGAGCAACUCAGGUGGUUUUCGAUCCUGAAUUCUUUGCUGACAAUCAGUCUUUUAGCUGGAUUCCUUCUCUUCAAAUUUUCCAGGACAUUGUGGAAAGAGCUGUCAAGAGGUCUGCCACUAAUGUCUCAGGGUGUCACAAGGUGGUGGCAUAAAGAGCCAAGUUGUUAUUCCAUUCUCUUUUGUGUCAUGGUUGCAAAUGGAAUUCAGCUUUCUUGUACUGCUGCCGCAACAAUAAUGUUCACCCUUAUCGGUUUGGUAUCACCGAUAUCACAAGGAGAUUUCUUGAUCACUGCCUCUAUUGUUUUUUACUUCUUUUCUGGGAUUCCUGCAGGGUAUGUCAGUGUUUGGUUAUGGAGAAGAUUCAAGGGAAGAGAAAAUUGUGAAGGAUGGAGAUCAGUGACAUGGUCUACAUCUUAUCUGUUCAAUGCUAUAAUUUUCACCAUUUUUGUCACCAUGAACAUGAUCCAUGUAGCAAAUGGAAGCACAAGAGCAGUACCUGCAUCUGUAUAUUGGACUCUUCUUUCACUCUGGCUCUUCAUUUCACUUCCAUGUACCUUCAUCGGAGGAUUCAUUGCAGCCUCAAUACCAUCAUCAUCAUCAUCAUCAUCAGUAUCUAGUGAUCUUUACAGUAAUAUCAUUCAGAACAACAACCAUGCCAGAUCAAUCAAGACAUGGCUCACUGUUCUAAUGGCUGGACUUAUUCCUUUUAGCACAAUAUUCAUAGAAUUGUUCUUCUUUCUGUCAAGUAUUUGGCUGGAAAGACGUUUCAAUGAUUACGGUUUGUUAUUACUGAUGGCACUGCUAAUGCUCGCAAUUGCCUGCAGUGCAGUAUCUGCAGGCAUUGCUUACAGAUGUGUUUGCACUGAGGAUUGGGGAUGGUGCUGGACAUCCUUUUUCGCAUCAGGUUCGACAGGACUCUAUGUAUUUAUCUAUUCAGUGUAUUAUCUUGCCAUUGAUCUGAGGUGGUUGAAUGGACCAGCAUCAACAAGUAUCUAUAUUGGUUAUUCACUCAUACUGGCUCUCUGUGUCAUGCUAUCUACUGGUGCUAUUGGUUCCCUUGCUGCCUUCUCCUUUCUUCAGUAUCUCUCCACCUAUGCUAAGUUCUAG
Dioscorea cayenensis subsp. rotundata (Guinea yam) is the source of this 1923-nucleotide messenger RNA. Its product is annotated as transmembrane 9 superfamily member 12-like. Gene Ontology annotation, cellular component: membrane. The record is from RefSeq and is a predicted model, not a curated record. Gene Ontology annotation, biological process: protein localization to membrane. The coding region runs from base 1 to 1923 and encodes 640 amino acids. The transcript has a single exon. Lineage: Eukaryota; Viridiplantae; Streptophyta; Magnoliopsida; Dioscoreales; Dioscoreaceae.